This is a messenger RNA of Oreochromis aureus, 2596 nucleotides long. Its product is annotated as kelch domain-containing protein 2. The record is from RefSeq and is a predicted model, not a curated record. The transcript is spliced from 14 exons. Gene Ontology annotation, molecular function: protein binding. Lineage: Eukaryota; Metazoa; Chordata; Actinopteri; Cichliformes; Cichlidae. Bases 190 to 1560 code for a protein of 456 amino acids.
CAAAGAAAUUAAGAGCGUUUUAGACAAAUAUAUGAAUUAACAAGCAUUUUGUUAAGCUGUUAUUCACUAUAAUACCUAACAUGGUCUUCCGUGUAAUAUUAGAGAUAUGCUUAAAUGCCAGCGUUGGGCUAGUAGCCUAAAUAGUUAAGGUAGCAAAGUAGGUCAGCAUUUGUCGUGCUACUUGCUAACAUGAUACAAUCCGCUGCCAUGGAAACAAAAGAGGCUGGCAUGGCAGAGGGGAGGGCAGAGAUGGAAGAAGACAGGGGAGAUCUGCCCAACGGAGAGGAUGACAACGACUCGGAUAGAGAUGAAGAUAACAGAUUAGUAGGUUGGAUAUUACAUGAAGAUAUGGAUGAGGACGAGGAAGAUGAGGAAGUGGACGAUGAGCAGUUAUUAGACACUGAAGCAGUUGAGCAGGACACCCCAGCUGAGCGCAGUGGUCAUAUAGCAGUGGUUGACAGAAACAUCAUGUAUGUGUGGGGUGGAUACAAGAAUGCUGAAAACCACGGAUUCUUCGACUUGUAUCUACCGAGAAACGAGAUCUGGACCUACAACAUGGAGUCAGGAGUCUGGACAAAGCAUUUAGCUGGAGGUAGCCUCCACUCAUCGAUGUCAGGCAGCUGUGGGGUGUGUGUUGAUGGAGUUCUCUACCUUUUCGGGGGGCAUCACGCCCGGGGAAACACAAACAAGAUCUAUCGCCUGCCCUUGAGAACUCCCAGCCUUGUGUGGGAGGAAAUGAGGGAUCUUAAAGGACUUCCGCCAUCAUCCAAGGACAAGCUGGGCUGCUGGGUUCAGAAAAACAGAAUUAUAUACUUUGGGGGCUAUGGCUACGCUGCACAGGGCGCUCAUCGAGGGACUUUUGAAUAUGAUGAAUCGUCUUCUCUUGUGUGGGACAGCCCUGGGCGAGGCUGGAACAACCAUAUCCAUAUCCUGGAUCUGGAGACGUCAACAUGGAGUCAGCCAAUUACCACGGGGGACACCCCUUCACCCAGAGCAGCUCAUGCCUGUGCAACAGUUGGCAACAGAGGCUAUGUGUUUGGUGGCCGAUACAAGAACUACAGAUUAAAUGACCUGUACUAUCUUGACCUGGACACGUGGGAGUGGCAUGAAAUGAGCGUUCCCCAGCAGGGUCCAGUGGGCCGUUCCUGGCACUCCUUCACUCCUGUGUCACCAGACCACAUCUUCCUAUUUGGAGGUUUCACCACAGACAGGGAGACGUUGAGUGAUGCUUGGCUGUACAGUGUGAGCAAAAAUGAAUGGAAGCCUUUCAAACACAGUCACACAGAGAGCCCCAGGCUGUGGCACACAGCGUGCGCUGGUCCAGACGGUGAAGUGUUUGUGUUCGGAGGGUGUGCCAACAACCUGCUGUCACACCACAGAGCUGCACACAGCAAUGACCUGCUGGUUUUCAAUGUUCAGCCCAAAUCAUUAGUUCGGUUCUGCAUGGAGACCAUCCUUCAGCACAGGGAGCGUUUGUCUAGCUACUGGGACUGUUUGCCUAAACACCUCCUGCACAGCCUCAAACAGAGAAUGGCACGUGUCAACACACUGGGCUCUUAGUUUAAGAGGACAAUUAGAGGACAAUAUGUAUGCGUGGAAGGGGAUACAUGCUUUCUGAAAGCAGGUAGUCCUUUUCAUGUGAGUGGAUACUUUCAUACAUAAAAACCUCUCCAGGGAAUGCUGAAAGGCUUCGGAUUUGUUAGAAAUGUGUCCCGCCUGACGCAUGAAGGUUCACAGGCCAUCCUCAAAACUGUUAAUCACCUUAUAAAUGUUGCCGGGACAACCAUCAUUGUUGAGUGAUGGUGAUGCGAUAGCACAUAAGAGGAGAAACCUCUCACUACUUUUGGGUUUAGCAUUUUGUUUUUUUCUCUCUAAGCGUUUUUUUCCCAUCUUAAUUUUGAUGAGUCGUUUCAACAGUAGUGAUGAAAAGCUUAAAUGAUGGCGUGGUUUUCUGUCCAGGUUAGAUGUGUCUUAUAACGACAAACGUGAACUAAAAGGACAGAAAACCUCUGCUCUCAUAUUUCAACCGGAGAAACUGUCCAUGUUAAAUGUAACCUCAAGGUUUGGGGAGAUGGAUCAAAUUCUCUAACAGGAUUUUUCAAAAAAAACAAAACUUAAAUUCAUUAAGAGAGUGAUUCCAUAUCAAACAAUAAAUUAAAAUAAGUUUGCUGUAAUUGUUACUAUAAUUUUUGAGAAUAUCUUGAAUACAGUGUUUAUUGAUGUUGUUCUCACAGACCUAAAACUCGUGCUUUAUGUUACACGUGACUAUCUACUUUAAGGCACAGAAAUGCUAACUUUAAGUUUUUAUCUGUAUAUAUGAUUAUUUAUAUAAUUGUGAGGAUGUGUGUGAUUCUGUACUUUCAAAGAGGCUUUUAAAGCCUGAAAUUGGAGGAAAUAAAUUGUUGAAAGUGGCUACUGUAGCAUAUGAAUUUAAUUUAAUCAAUAACUCACUGCAAGUUUAUUGGGGCUGCGGCUUUGUUUGGAAUUGCCUGGUUUGCACAAUUGAUUUUUUUUUUUUUUAAGUGUGGGAUUAAAAAGGCAUAUUAUUACUGCAAUGCAUAAUUUGUACUCAGAAAAUAAACACAUGACAUAUUCA